Lolium perenne is the source of this 2103-nucleotide messenger RNA. RefSeq lists its product as uncharacterized. Lineage: Eukaryota; Viridiplantae; Streptophyta; Magnoliopsida; Poales; Poaceae. The record is from RefSeq and is a predicted model, not a curated record.
GACUGAUGACGUGAUAAGGACCAGGACGUGGUCCUCCUCUAUCCGUGCGUGCAUGGAUAAACAUGCAGCACGUCGAUCACGCCUCCACCCGCAUAGUUAGGAUCUGCAACAGCUCUCUGUUGCCGUGUGCGUGUGUGUGUGCUUCUCCCCCGAUCCCCUUGUACUUCUUCUAUAAAUAGCACUGUACAAGAUCGGUUUCAUAUCAAGUAAUAUACAGCAGUGCAUAUUUGCACUUUCUACCUGAGUAUCUAUUCUUACAUGGUAUCAGCUUAGAUCGAUCCUAUGGCCGACGACGCAGGCAAUGCCGCCGCCGCCACGGCCGGACUCGCGGCGCCCGCCCUCGACCCCACCACUGGCGCUCCUCUCGCCAUCAACCCCGCCACGGCCGCCGCCCUUGGCGCUCCCCUGGCCGUGCCGCCCGCCAUGGCUCUCCCUCAGGUUCCCCAUGCCCCUGCUCCCAUCUCGUUCUACAUGCGCGGUGUUCAGAUCCGCAACAUUCUCCCCUUCACCCUUGAUCUCUCCACUGGUUCCUACAACCAGUGGCGCACUCACAUGGAGCUGGCCGUCGAGGAGUACGGCGUGCUCGACCAUCUGACGGCGCCCGCGCCUGCCGCUCCUGACGCCGAAUGGCGCACCGUCGACCUCAUCCUGAAACGGUGGAUCUACGGAUCCAUCUCUCGGGAGCUCACCGGCAUGAUCCUCGACACCACCAAGACGGCGCGCCAGCUCUACGUCGCCCUCGCCGAGAUCUUCCUCAACAAUCGUCGCCACCGCGCCGUCCACCUCACCUCGGAUCUUCACGACCAGCGCCAGGGCAGCCUCGGCAUCGCGCAGUACUGCGCGAGGAUCAAGACGAUCGCCGACGCCCUCCGCGACUGCGACCAGGCGCCGACCGACGAAACCCUCGUCACCGUGCUCACGCGCGGGCUUCAUGAACGGCACCACGUCACCGGCAAGAUCCUCCUCUCCAACUCUGGUCGCCUCACGUUCGACGACGCCCGCAACAUGCUCCUCCUUGAUGAGAUGCAGGGCCGCGCCACCGAUCGCGUCGCCUCGCAGUCCGCCCUGAUCGCCCUUGGGCGCGGCGCUGGCGGGCCUCCUGGUGGCCACGGCGGAGGCGGCGCUCCUCCGCCCGCACCUGGCUUCCCUCGGCCUCCUGGCACUCAUGGCGGCAUCGGCACCUACGGCGCCAACUACGGCGCCCCGUCCUCGCCGUCUCCGAACCAGGGGAAGACGAAGCGCAAGCGCGUCACCAACAACGGCGGCUACACCACCUACGGCGCCGGCUCUCCUCAGGCCCCCGAGCAGCGCCCCUGGACCGGCUACGUCCAGGCCUGGCCGUACGCUGGCCCUCGUCUUCCAGGGCUGCUGGGCCCUCGCCCUCCUCAGGCUCUGACGGCUAUGCACCCUCUCCCGCCGUACGCCGUGCCCUACCCAGGCCCGGCAUAUGCUGCUCCACCGUCCGUGCUCCAGCACCCGCUGUACCACGUCCCGCCACCGCCACCGCAGCAGCUGCUCUUCCCCGCGCCAGGACAGGCCUUCGGCACCAACCCUCCACCGGACUACAUCCCGCCGCCGCAGCAGUACCACGUCGCCAACAACAACGGCGCCUCCACCAGCAACUCCUUCGAGCAGUCCGCACUCAUCGGCGCCCUCAACGACCUCUCCAUGCAAGGCCAGUCCGGUCCCUGGAUCGCCGACUCCGGCGCUUCGGCGCACAUGUCUGCCAACCAAGGACCUGCGCACGGGAGCACUUCUUCUUCGCUGCAACAGUGAUGGAGACCUGUACCCUCUCUUCUCGCCGGCGCCUGCUUCAUCAUCGUCGCCUCCCGUCGCCUACGUCGCAGCCUCCGCCGACUUAUGGCACCGCCGGCUCGGUCAUCCCGGCGUUUCAACAUCUUUCAAUGAGAAUUUUCGUUGUAAUAAGAUGACCCGUACUUGCCGUGCUUGUCAGAUGGGCAAGCAUGUUAGAUUACCCUUUAGUUCCUCCACUAGUUUCACUUCCGCUGCAUUCACCCUGAUACAUUGCGAUCUCUGGACCGCACCUUUUCCUAGUGUAUCCGGCUUUAAAUAUUAUUUGAUCAUUGUUGAUGAUUUCUCCCA